Molecule: messenger RNA, 3053 nt
Organism: Cryptococcus deneoformans JEC21
Lineage: Eukaryota; Fungi; Basidiomycota; Tremellomycetes; Tremellales; Cryptococcaceae
Product: forkhead transcription factor 3 (freac-3), putative
Exons: 5
Coding region: 329-2698 (789 amino acids)
Biological process (GO): regulation of transcription by RNA polymerase II
Molecular function (GO): DNA-binding transcription factor activity, RNA polymerase II-specific; RNA polymerase II cis-regulatory region sequence-specific DNA binding
Source: RefSeq, a predicted model, not a curated record
UUCCCAUAUUCUCUUUUGAAUUCCUUGUCAACUCCUACUGUAUACUCCUGCACACCUUCCGCACCCAGUCCCAGCCGUACCCAGCACUCUGAGCACUAGGAACUACAAACUUCGCCUUCGACGUCCCUUUCUUUGUACCACCACCAGCCACUCCCAGCGGCAGACACAUCGAUAGUUAGACUGCCUUGUAUACAUACGCUAGUUCUUUGCAUAGACAUUGGGCUUGACGCUCUUACGUAGGAAUCGGAGUUUGUAACUACGCUUUUUUCCACGCUGGAGAACCUUUGCAGGAGCUUGAAGCUCUUACCUAGAACCACCGAAGGCAACUAUGCCUGGAGCUUUGACUAAGUCAUACGGUAACCCCUCUCCAACACGUACAUCCCCUCAAAAAACAUCAUCAUCCCGCUUCUACCCCACUCCUGCCUCCAUGUCGCCAAACACCACUUCUAGCUCCUCCACCCUCAACUACCCUCCCUCUUUUGACCCUCACCACACCUCUUCCCGAUAUCCGUUGACAACUCAUUUUGCCCCUUAUUCCCCCUACCGACCUGGCGAAUAUGGUCGGUCUGAACGGGGUUUGGCAAGUGAGAGGACGAGAAUCGAGAGGAAAUUGUUUGCGGAUGGGCAAGAGGAAGAUGGGGAGGUAAGAAGAGGUAGAGGAAGCUCGCCUUUGGCGCCGGCAUUCGAAGCAAAGAUGGUUUUGCGAAACGGUGCAAGCAUUGAUUUGAUCUCUUGGCUCCGAACAAACUUCCAUCAUGUCCCGCCGCCACACACACCUCUAGUUCCGUCCAUGCCGCUUAAUGGCAUCCGUCACCUCAUCCUUGAACGUUUUCCCCGCGCGCCUGAAGCCCAAGAGAUCCACAAGGCCGUCCUUGCCGCUUUCCCCCAUUCUCAGUGGGACUAUCCCCCUCCUGAAUCGUCUGAGCCUCCUACCAUCCGAGGUCUUAUCUGGCACGGGAAAGAUAUCGUCAACGAUGAUGAACUCGAUGAUAGACCCCGCUCGGCGCCCAAGGAUGUUGCAGCGCAUACCCGCAGUAGACUAUCGGGAGAUAUCAUUACGACCGCAAACUCAAACUCGACAUCGAAAGGAAAACAGCCGUCAAGGAGCCCGACGCUAUCUACGCUUGUUUCACCCAUCUCUAGCUCAAAACGACACUUGCCGGAUACCCCUGCACGUUCAGUGCUGGAAGAAUUUGCAGAGAUUGCCACAUUGGCGGAGAAGACACCUGUUAGCCGUACGAAAUCCUUACCCGGAGAACCGCUCGCAGCAUCCCCGGAGCAAGAAGUAGCGCAUCUUUCCCAUAACCCGUUUGAGCAAAGUAUGCUUCUCAGAGGCCGAGGAAAACGGCGAGCAAGCCAAUCGCCUGAGCGAGGACAUCGUAGACGCGCAAGUACACCAGACAAGCUUCACGGCUUGUUGGCAGCUGCCGAAGCAGUGGAAGGAUCACCCAUCACUUCUGUUCUCGGCCACAAACGUCGAAGGACUAUCGGCGGUCCCGCACCGGCAAGGGAGAUCAUGUCUUUUCCUCGACGGGCAAUGUCUUCUCGGGGAACCAUGUCACCUCCUCCCACUCGCGGACUGGCGAUACUACCCCACGUCGAAGAGAAUAUCGAUUAUCUCGUCCCGUUAAACGAUACUGCCUCUGCCGGUUCAAGGAUCUCGGAGGAAGAUGCAGCUUCAAAUGCGUUACCUUCAAUUGCGGGUGCGUCUACAGCGAGAAGGGCACCGACGUCGUCUUCGACGGCAUCGCAAUCAUCUGCGAUUUCGCACCAUCUUGUGUCUGCGCCGAUUGCAGGGUCUUCUGGGUCUAUGCACUCUUACCCACACGACCACAUCCGUGGUCACGGCCACUCCCUUUCCCAUUCUCACUCGCAUCCCCACGCCCAUCACCAUUCCUCAUCCCAAACCCAACAGUUUUCGCCUAACCUCCCUCGCGUACACGCUCCCCGAACAGGCGGCGGCGGCCGUAAAGUCAAUGAACUCCCUACUGAAGGCGAACGACCCGGAUACGACUGCAAGCCGCCCUAUCCGUACCAUGAAAUGAUUCGGCAUGCGAUUGAGAAUGCGCCUGAUAGGAAGCUACAGUUGAAUCAAAUUUAUGCAAGUAUCGCGGAAAGGUUUCCGUUUUUCAAGACGUUGGAUGAGAAGAAGACGGCUGGGUGGCAGAAUUCGAUUAGGCAUAAUCUUAGUUUGAAGAAAAUGUUUGUAAGAGUUAACAAAGUCGAUGGAGUACCAGAUGACUCGGGCGGUAAAGGCGGUUGGUGGACAGUCAUACCUGGUGUACCAGACGAAGGCCGACCGGGACGAAAAGCUAAAGCGCGCAAAGCCAAAUUGGAGAAGGAAGCAGCAUCAAAGGAAGCAGGCUCGCGUGUGGGGAAGGAGAACGAUGCCAGGGGCUUGGGUAUGGGUGGAAGGAUGGGGAUGGGAAUGGGAAGUGUUUUGCCGCCGCCGGAUGGACAUGCGCAACUACCGCCGGGUGUGGCCCCUAUAAGCUCUGGAGCAGGUAGCGAGCUAGGUCAGAAUUACGCGCGCAGUAACGGUAAUGGUCAUAGUCAUGGUCAUGGUCAUGGGCAAGGACUAGAGUCCGGACAAGGGCAGGGACAGGGGGCGUUGCAUGAGAAAUGGGUAGAAGGGAAUCGGGGACAAGAGGGCUCGGUUGAUGAACUAGAGGAUGAUGAGCUUUACGGCCAGCCAUGAGUGUGAGGAGGAUGAAAAGAGAUUAGGGGGCCGGAGGAGAAAUUUUGUUUUGUGAAGGUUCCUUGUAAGGGCGGAUAACAACAAGACAAACGGAAAAAAGACAAACAAUAAAAGACGUGUUUAUUUCUCCUUUCCUGAACAACCGUUUUUGUUGAGUGUAUAUACUGAUUUUACUUGUCAUCAUUCUUCCAGUUUAUUUUUUUCUCAUCUUCCUUUCUCUUUUACAUACAUCUCUUAUCUCUCCUCCUCUUCAGCCGGAAACAAAAUGAGCAAGGGCUUUCUGCUGUAGGUGUAAGGUAUUUUUUGAAUUGAUAUACACAAAAGGAAAUGCAGUUUUACAAAAUGGAAAUGAAAA